AUGUCUGGCUCCAGCGACAUUCUCCUUUGGACCUCCCAAGACCCCCGCGAGAGCCAACUCUUCAACGCCUAUGGGGUGACAUACCGCUUUCAUACCGAUAUCGCAGCAAGUGGCUUGAAUGUCACCACUCUCUGGCGGACGAUUCGGCCAGGGAGAGAGGAUCGGGUGGCCAAGCUUGAGUGGGCGCCGAAUGGCGGCCUAGGUCGGGUCAUUAUCGGCAAGACAACGUUCCCGAUGGCAGAUCUUGUUCGACCCGAUCCCCAAGUACAGGGUGCGAGGGUAUUCAACGGGCCUGACGGUCUCCAGUACCGAUGGCGCCCCAACCGCUCUUCUCGAGACAUAAUCCUUCAAGACCCGAACGGCAUCACGAUUGCGCUCUUCCGGCCUGUGACUCCUCAGCGCUAUCAGCUCGGGGACGUGUACACGGAGCUGCACUUCCUUCGCACUGCAGGCGCUGGCACGGUGACGCACCCGCCCUUCAUGGACUAUGUCACGGUGACAGCCACGCUAUACCGGUUUGUCAUGGCCUUCGGCCUAUAA
Messenger RNA from Gloeophyllum trabeum ATCC 11539, 540 nucleotides. RefSeq lists its product as uncharacterized. The transcript has 6 exons. NCBI's taxonomy places the organism in Eukaryota, Fungi, Basidiomycota, Agaricomycetes, Gloeophyllales, Gloeophyllaceae. Bases 1 to 540 code for a protein of 179 amino acids. The record is from RefSeq and is a predicted model, not a curated record.